This is a messenger RNA of Carcharodon carcharias (great white shark), 541 nucleotides long. RefSeq names its product dolichyl-diphosphooligosaccharide--protein glycosyltransferase subunit DAD1-like. The transcript is spliced from 3 exons. The record is from RefSeq and is a predicted model, not a curated record. NCBI's taxonomy places the organism in Eukaryota, Metazoa, Chordata, Chondrichthyes, Lamniformes, Lamnidae. Gene Ontology annotation, biological process: protein N-linked glycosylation. Gene Ontology annotation, cellular component: membrane; oligosaccharyltransferase complex. The coding region runs from base 57 to 401 and encodes 114 amino acids.
CUGAUGUGGGGGUAGGUGUGUGGGUGAUUGUGUUCCCCCGGCUCGGCCUCCGUGUAAUGAUGCGCGGGUCGGUGUUGUCGGUGCUCAGCCGCUUCUCUCAGGAAUACGCGGCGGGGACUCCGCUCCGGCUGAAGCUGCUGGACUCGUACCUGCUGUACAUGGCGCUGAGCGGAGUAGCUCAAUUCCUUUACUGCGCGCUGGUCGGUACUUUCCCCUUCAACUCCUUCCUGUCCGGAUUCAUCGCCUGUGUGGGGGCCUUCGUGCUGGCAGUUUGCUUGCGGAUACAGAUCAACCCUCAGAACAAAGGAGAUUUCAUUGGCAUCUCACCUGAGCGAGCAUUUGCAGACUUCCUCUUUGCCAGCACCAUUCUUCAUCUAGUGGUGAUCAACUUCAUAGGUUGAGUGUACACAUUGUCAUGCAGCAGAAAUAAUGAGAGGAACCGAAGCUCGUAUUGCCGCUGCAAUGGAUCUGUUUGAACUUUGUUUACACAUUUUGUUUUGUUCCGUAUAUACAUAUAAAAAAUAAAACAUCUUUUACAAAA